This is a messenger RNA of Zerene cesonia (dogface butterfly), 3147 nucleotides long. Its product is annotated as heterogeneous nuclear ribonucleoprotein F-like. The transcript has 8 exons. The record is from RefSeq and is a predicted model, not a curated record. Gene Ontology annotation, molecular function: RNA binding. NCBI's taxonomy places the organism in Eukaryota, Metazoa, Arthropoda, Insecta, Lepidoptera, Pieridae. Bases 173 to 1213 code for a protein of 346 amino acids. Gene Ontology annotation, cellular component: nucleoplasm; ribonucleoprotein complex. Gene Ontology annotation, biological process: regulation of RNA splicing.
AAAAAUAAACGUCAAUUAUUCACGAACGACGCCGCAAAAGAAAUCGAAGCGUCUGCCGUCUAUUUUUAAUGAAAAUUAUAGUACCUUUUUGUUGAUUAAAAACUUGGUGAAAUCCAUAAAAUACUACAGAGAACUUAAUUUGCUGUGAUAUACAUUUAUAGGAACGGUUAAAAUGUUGGGUUCGGGUGACGGAGGCCACAUUAUCAAACUGCGUGGAUUGCCUUUCACUACAACCGUCGAAGAUGUUCUCGAUUUUUUGAGUGGCGUCAACGUUUUAAAUGAUAAAGAAGGAGUCCAUUUAACUGAAGUGCGACCCGGCCGACCCUCUGGAGAAUGUUUUGUGGAGGUUGAAAGUCAAGAAGAUGUAGAAGAAGCGUUGAAGAAAGACAAAGAAAACAUGGGCAAAAGAUAUAUUGAAGUCUUUUCCACUGAUCAUCAAGAUAUGGAGUGGGCUCUGAAUGCUAUGAAGCAGACUGAGAAUGGCUUUGAAUCACUACCCAAUGUCAAUGAUGAUAUGGGUGUCGUCAAACUUAGGGGUUUGCCCUUUGGUUGUUCUAAAGAGGAAAUUAUUCAAUUCUUUGAUGGGCUGGAAGUCGCCCCCGAGGGGGUGCACUUGCUAUCGGACCACACGGGGCGGGCCUCUGGCGAGGCGUAUGUUUACUUCGUUGACAAAACGGGCGCGCAAGACGCUCUCAGCAGGGACAGGGAGAAAAUAGGACACAGGUAUAUAGAGGUGUUCCUCAGCUCGCCGGACGAGGUGCGCGCGUACGCGUCGCGCGCGGACGGCGGCGCGCGGCCGCGCGGCUGCCGCCCGACGCCCUACGACCGGGGCGAUCGGUUCGCCGGACGGUUCGGGGCGAGGGGCAGGAGCUCGUUUGGGAGGGGCGGCGGGUUCGGCGCGGCGCGCGGCGGCAUGCGGCGCAGCAGCGGCAUGCACUGCGUGCACAUGAGGGGGCUGCCGUUCAAGGCCACGCCACAGGAUAUUGCUUAUUUCUUCAAGCCGAUCCGGCCGGUGAACAUAACGAUACUGUACGACAACAGCGGGCGGCCGUCCGGCGAGGCGGACGUCGAGUUCGAGUGUCACGACGACGCUAUGCGGGCAAUGCGACGGGACAAAAACAACAUGGAGCACAGAUACAUCGAACUGUUUCUCAACUCUUCCCCGGCGGGCGGCGGCGCGUUCAAGUCCAACAGAAACUUCAGAAAUUACUGAUAAACAUAAUAUAUCGUAAUAAUAGCCGGUUUCACAGCUUCUGGAUGUGUGCUCGGUCAGAUAAAAAGUCAAAUAAUGUAUGAAAGUAAUUUCAAAAUGUGUUGGAUAGGCUAUCUGUCACAUUAUCAGCAAGUCGUGAAACUGGCCCUUAAUAUACUCGUUUAUGUGUCGCUUUGACAAACGAUAACUAUUAAAUUUUAUAUAAAUGCAAUAUAUACUGGACGGCAUAAACCAACUAAAUGUAUGGAAAAUCAACUGGUUUUAUUUUUUUGGAAUGUAUGUUUGUUACUCUCAGUUAGUAUAUUAAUAAUAUAGAAGGUCACCGGUUGGACCGUUUCGGAUGAUCUUUAUUAAUAUUUAUUGCCGUGUGAGAGAGUCGUGUACGGAAAAAUUGUGAAGUUGCUUGUUUAGUUUUUAAAGAAAGGCAUUUAUGUGAGUUGACCUCGGGCACGGGUCUCUUCAUAUAUUCCUUUAAGUUAUAAAUGCUGAAAUUGUACAAAUUCUUAUGAUUUUCUUUGAAUAUUAGCUGAGAGUAAUGUUUAAAUUCAUAGAAUACACAUUAAUAUCUUAAUUUCUUAUUGAAGUUUCCGCGUGAUAGUAUUACAAACAGAAAAAAAACUGCAGUCAUUAUUACCGUCCGUUUGUCAAAGCGGUUAUUUUAGUUUUAGUCGAUUCUUUAUUGUAUUAUUCAUUCAAUAUAAAGAAAGUACAAUAGUGUGUUGGUACCGAAAUGAACGGUCACAUUCUGAUUUCAUUUCAUUGGAAAUAUAUUUUUACAGUUUGGUUUUGUCCGAAUGCCAUAACGUUAUUGUGGGAAGUUUUGAAAACAUUAUAUAAAAAUACGUUUUAUAUAGAUACUACGAAUAUUAAAUUGUACACAAGUAGUGUGUGUUAUUUUUUUAUAAAAUACAUGUUACUUUUAAUAAUAUAUGUACUUCAAACAGUAAAACAUGCACGCGGCCCUUGUAUAGUGUCCCGAGCUGCUAACAACUUGGCGUAUGUAGCUCGGGCUCGUUCCUCCCGCGUCCCGCCCCGCGCCCCCUGCAUGUGUCGCCCAUCUGAAGAUCUUCGUUGAACGACUGCAGUGGCGUAGCUAGAGGGACAAGGGCCCUGGUGCAUAGGGAAAGAAUCCCUCCUCCCCUCUUUCCGCCUUCCUCCCCUCUUUCAAAGCUGAGGUUAGAGGGCCCCCUGAACUCUGGGGCCCUGGUGCACUGCACCACCUGGCCCAAUGAUAGCUACGCCACUGAACGACUAUAUGGAUUAUGAGACGGUGUUCAUUUAUUUAUUUAUAAACACUCUUGAAGAAUGCACAGAUACACACAAAUAAUUGUACUAAUUGGCGGUCUACUUGCUUUGAAGCAAUUUCUACCAGGCAACCUUGGGUAUAAGUGUAUAAAUAACUAAUUAUUUCAAAUAUUUGUUCCUCACUAACUAUAUAUUUUCGUAUUUGUAGAUUUCACAUAUUUUGAGGUAAUUAAGGAUAUCGGAAAUAUUGCUAAUAAUUAUCGCUUAUCACAUAAAGUUAUAUUAUAUAUUUUUGUCGGUAUAUAACUUUAGUAACUUAAUUUUUAUGCGCUUUUAAUAAAUUCAGAAAACUUCGAUGUACCGUGUCUCUGCUGUGUUAAUUUAAUUAAAUACUAAAUAGAGAUAUAAUUGUAGUUAUGAAAUGUUGUAAGGGGCCAUGUUGUUUUAAAUAAAAACGAAUUAAAAAUACCGUUAUUCAAAACAAGAAGAUAAUUUGUUGCGUUUUAUUUCAUUUAUAUUUUAUAUAAUGUUUUUGAUAACUUGUGAAACGUGAAAUGACUAAAUAUAUCUACCUCUUAUUACUUUUCUGUGUUUUGUAAUCCACUGCGUACUUAAUUUGGCGGUAACACGUGUGGGUUCGACGAUACGGUGUCCCUCGACGAAUUUGGUAUAAAGCAUUAUUUACUAUA